This is a messenger RNA of Aplysia californica (California sea hare), 3309 nucleotides long. Its product is annotated as importin-5. Gene Ontology annotation, biological process: protein import into nucleus. The transcript has 25 exons. NCBI's taxonomy places the organism in Eukaryota, Metazoa, Mollusca, Gastropoda, Aplysiida, Aplysiidae. Bases 49 to 3090 code for a protein of 1013 amino acids. Gene Ontology annotation, molecular function: small GTPase binding; nuclear import signal receptor activity. The record is from RefSeq and is a predicted model, not a curated record. Gene Ontology annotation, cellular component: nucleus; cytoplasm.
AACUUCCGGGUCAAGUAGCACGGUGCAUGUCAUUAAAAAAACACGAAGAUGGCGGGUCCACAAGAAGUUCAGAACCUGCUCCAGGGUCUUAUGAGCGCAGAAAACCAAGUCAGAAGUCAAGCGGAAGCAGCAUAUGAGAACAUAGCAGCUCCAGAAAAGCUGAUUUGCUUGAUUCAAGCCAUAAGAAGCACUGAGAUCCCCACGGAGCAACGGGCGUUGGCAGCUGUUCUACUUCGUCGUCUGUUUACAAACAAUUUUGAAACGCUAUGGCCAGAGAUUACGGCGGAGAUGCAAAAUGGUGUGAAGCAAGAACUUAUGACAGCAAUACACCAAGAAACAGCUGCUCCUGUGCGCAAGAAAGUCUGCGAUUGUUUCUCAGAACUUUCGAGGAAUAUGAUUGACGAUGACAACAAUAUGCAGUGGCCCGAGGCCUUGAAGUUUCUGUUUGAGUGUGCCAGUUCGGAGAACCCUGUUCUGAAGGAAAGUGCUCUGCACAUUCUCAGCUCAGUUCCCGGUAUCUUUGGCAACCAGCAGUCGCAGUACCUGGAGGUGAUCAAACAGAUGCUGGGGGUCGCUCUCCAGGACCGGACGCAUCCUCAGGUGUGUUUUGAGGCAGUCAAAGCAACAACUGCUUUUGUUGUGAAUAACGAGAAGGAACAGCAUCUGCUCAACCACUUCAAAGACCUGUUGCCUUUCUUGAUUCAGGGAAUUGCUGACAGUAUUGCGGCACAAGAAGAUGACACUUUGCUCAAAUGCCUUAUCGAACUCUCGGAGAAUGUCCCAAAGUUUCUCAGAAGUCACCUGGAGAGCAUCAUUGAACUUUGCUUGAGGGUUGUGUCAGACACGAACCUAGAGGACACGUGGCGCCAGCUGGGUCUGGAGGUGAUCGUAACCAUGUCGGAGACCGCCCCCGCCAUGGUGCGCAAGUUUGCCAAGUUCAUUCCUCUUUUGGUUCAACAAGUAUUGGCCUUGAUGGUUGACCUUGAGGAUGAGGCCGAGUGGUCGAUUCAAGACGUGGAGGAUGACGAGGACACAGACUCAAACCCAAUAGCAGGUGAAGCAGCUCUGGACAGGCUGGCUUGUGCCCUGGGUGGGAAGAUCAUGCUGCCGCAGAUUGUGGGGAACAUAUCGCAGAUGUUGCAGCACGACGACUGGAAGUACCGGUACGCUGGCCUGAUGGCCGUCUCGGCCUGCGGUGAGGGCUGCCACACCCACAUGGAGCAGAUGCUUGCCAAUAUAGUGGACGCCGUGCUGCCUUUUGCCGCCGACCCGCACCCGAGGGUAAGGUAUGCAGCUUGCAAUGCCCUGGGGCAGCUCUGUACAGACUUUGGACCAAAUUGUCAAAAGAAAUUCCACACCAAGCACAUGGAGCGCGGCAACAAGCUAGUGUUGGAGCAGGUCAUCACCACGCUGGCCUCCGUCGCUGACACGGCACAGGACAAGUUCUUACAGUAUUACGACAGAUUUAUGCCGAGCCUGAAGUACAUCAUGCAGCACGUGCAGGAUCCGAACCACCGCCUGUUGAGGGGCAAGACGAUCGAGUGCAUCAGUCUGAUGGGUUUGGCAGUGGGCAAGGAGAAGUUCAUGCAGGACUGCAACGACGUGAUGCAACUGUUGCUGAAGACACAAACAGACCAGGAGGACUUGGCCGACGAUGACCCUCAGGUGUCCUACAUGAUCUCGGCCUGGGCUCGUAUGUGUAAGAUUCUGGGCAAGGAGUUCCAACAGUACCUGCCUCUGGUGAUGGGACCCGUGCUGAAGGCCGCUUCUCUCAAGCCAGAGGUCGCGCUCAUUGACAGUGAGGACAUGAAGGACAUGGAGAACAACGCUGACUGGCAGUUUGUCACGCUAGGGGACCAGCAAAACUUUGGCAUCUGCACGGCGGGCCUGGAGGAGAAAGCCACGGCUUGCCAGAUGUUGGUCUGCUACGCCCGGGAGCUCAAGGAAGGGUUUGCUGCGUACUCUGAGGACGUGGUCAAGAUCAUGGUGCCUCUGCUCAAGUUCUACUUCAACGACAGCGUUCGCAUCGCGGCCACGGAGAGUCUGCCGUAUCUUCUGGACUGCGCCAAAAUCCAGGGUGAGGAGUACCUGGCUAACAUGUGGGGCCAGUACAUCUGCCCAAACCUGCUCAAGGCCAUCGAGAUCGAGCCCGAGCAGUCAGUGCUGCCAGAGUACCUGGCUUCUUUCGCUAAGGUGAGGGGGGGGGAGGAAACGCUCAUGGAUGAGGUGGGGGGGAGGAAGGGUGAGGACUACGACGAGAUAGUGGAGGAAACGCUCAUGGGUGAGGAUGAUGAGGAUGCAUACGUGCUGAGCAAGAUUGCCGAUAUACUCCACUCCUUCUUUGGAACGCAUAAAGAGUCUUUCCUGCCCGUGUUUGAAAAGAUCAUGCCAUAUUUCGUUGAACUUUUGUUACCGGACCGGCCGUGGUCAGACAAACAGUGGGCGUUGUGUGUGUGGGAUGACGUCGUAGAACACACAGGACCAGUGUCGUACAAGUACCGCGAGUUUUUCCUGGAGCACCUCAUCAAUGCCAUCACAGACAAGACGCCCGAGAUCCGACAGGCGGCCGCUUACGGUGUCGGAGUCAUUGCAAACUUUGGCGGAGACGUCUAUGCCGAUGUGUGUGCUGAAUGCAUUCCGCGGCUGGUGAGCGUGAUCGAGCACCCGGACUCGAAGGCGGUGGAGAACGGUCCGGCGACGGACAACGCUAUCUCUGCCGUGGUCAAGAUAUGCAAAUACAACUGCUCCAAGGUCAACGCCGAGGAGCUGAACGGCCGGCUGGUCGCCUGGCUGCCCAUCCUCAACGACGAGGAGGAGGCGAUCCACGUCUACAACUAUUUCUGUGAUUUGCUCGACAAAAACCACCCAGGCAUUGUGGGGGAGAACGCGGCCAACUUACCCAAGGUGGUAAGCAUCGUCGCGGAGACGCUGCACCGAGAGCUGGUUCAGGAGGGCACGCCCCUCUACGAGCGGCUGGUCAACAUCGUGAAGCAAGUACAGUCCAACCCGGACGUGCUACAGGUGUGUGUGGCUCAACUGACAGAGCAACAGCGACAGGCGCUCAACGAAGCCCUCACCCCCGGCAAAUGAUGACCGUUGACCUCCAGUUGGCCCGCCCACGCCACCGCCCAGCCUCUCACUCUCCUACUGGGCCGCCUCAAUGACUGAUCUGUGCUGUCAUCGCGGGGAGCUGGAGAUGUUGACCGCCGUGGUCAUUCUGUUUUCACACGCUCUCUCGCUCUCUCGCUCUCUCUCUCACGCACACGCAUGCACACACAAAAACACACACACACACACACCCUCUCUUUU